This is a messenger RNA of Oncorhynchus keta (chum salmon), 3303 nucleotides long. RefSeq names its product protein FAM222B-like. The record is from RefSeq and is a predicted model, not a curated record. Lineage: Eukaryota; Metazoa; Chordata; Actinopteri; Salmoniformes; Salmonidae. The transcript is spliced from 3 exons. The coding region runs from base 602 to 2872 and encodes 756 amino acids.
GCUGGCUGACACAUUCAUGGCAUGUAAAACCAGUUAGUAAAGUAUUGCAUUCUAGCAAGACUAACUUGAGCCAAGGCUUGUCAUUCAUUCAAUCAAUCCUUAUCAUAAUUCGUUUUUAAAACCUCUUGCAUGAAGAAUCUCAGCACUUCCAUCUCUUGUCAGAUCACCAAGGAAUAUUAGUCAGGCAUUCAGUAUGCACACCUAAAAUAUACCGAAUAAAGGGCCUAGAACUCCGGGUGCCUAAUGCGCAUGCCUUCUCAAAGUUUCUGUUGCAGAAAGCAAGCAGUAGAAAAAGCAUCGGUGAGCUAACAUCAUAACCAAAAUAUCGAUGUUCGAUCAUCUCUCAAGAAUGUUUUCACAAAUACCUUUCUCUUGAUUUCGCGGGGGAGUAUGUAUUUUGCGAAUUAUGACUUUCCAGCGUUUCCUUUUGCAAAAUGUUUACUUCAGUAGCUGUCAGACGCCGGUUAUGAUAGCUGGCUAACGUUAGCUAGUUAACCUAGCUGAUCGCUAGCAGCACAAAGAAGUGUUCAAUGCUUUGUGGUGCUAUGACUCGAGCAUGGUGAGGAGAGUGUUUCCCAUGUUGCAUUAGUGGAAGUGUGACAUGCUGGCCUGUCUGCCAGCAUCAUCAGGUGACCCUACAACCCGAUUUCUCUCCCACACGCAGAUGAACACUGGACUUCAGCAAUGGGACACUACACAGAAGAUGAGAUCUGCCAACUAUCCAACCCCAGCAGAAUUAGAUGCCUUUGCUAAGAAAGUCGCCAACAAGCCUCUGACCAUAAAGAUCUUCCCCAACAGUGUCAAAGUACCUCAGAGAAAGCACAUCCGCCGCACAGUGAACGGGUUGGACACGUCCAGCCAGCGCCACAGCCCCUACCAGUCUCAGGUCAGCAGCACCAGAGCGGGCCUCCUAGCCGUCCUUCGCACUUCGACCGGGAAAAGCGCCAUCAAAGACACAGACGGCAGCCAAGCCCAUCUGCUUCCCAAAGAAGCCAUGAACCUCCACAGCGGGUCGCUUGUCGCUCAAAGCUCUUUAAAUCUCCCCGAGCCUGUCCCCCACCUCCAGGGCAUGUCCCAAACCCAACACCAGGCAUUGAACCAGAAACAGCACCUCCCCCACCCACAUCCACAGCAUGCUGUACAGCAACACAACAUGGCUCAUCGUGUGACUUCACAGCCACAGAAUAUUCCUCAACCUCACCCUAAAACUUUACAGCAACAGAACAUGGCCCACCCUCAAACUUUACAGCGGCAACCAAGCUUGUCCCAGCUGCAAACUGUACAGCAGCAACAGCAGAAUCUGGCGCACCCCCAGAAUAUCCAGCGGCAGCAAAGUUUGCCUCACACGCAGACUUUACGACAGCAAAAUCAGACUCGGCCACAAACCUUACAGCAGCAGCAUCUUUUUCAUCCUCAGACGCUGCAGCACCAGACUCUUCCUCACCAACAAGCUUUAGUACAGCAGGCUGUGGCUCAGGCUCAAGGUCUCCGGCACCUGCCUGACUUAGCCCAGGCCCAGCCUCCACCUAGUCUGCAACAUUCCCAGGGCAUGCAGCAACCCCAGAGCCUGUCACAGCCUCUCCCCCAGGGCCUCCGGCACCAGCCUGACGUAGCCCAGUCCCAGCUUCCACCCAGUCUGCAACAUUCCCAGGGCCUCCCCCCAUCUCAGCAGUUCCCCCAGGCCUCCGGUGCCGGCCCUGGCCCUCCCUCUGCCCUGCAGCCCCAGCCAGGCCCCCCCUACGGCCCCAGGAAGCUGCCAGAUGCAGACGUCCCGCCAAACGUAACUGUAUCUACCUCCACCAUCCCGCUAUCCAUGGCGGCCUGCCUGCACCACAACCGGCCGGGCACAGACCUGAGCAUCAUCGUGCACCAGAUCAACCAGUUCUGUCAGGCUCGGGCCGGAAUGGGUGCCACCUCGGUGUGUGAGGGCCAGAUAGCCAACCCCAGCCCCAUCAGCCGUAACCUUCUCAUCAAUGCCAGCUCCAGGGUCAACACACCCCACAAUCUGGACCUCCUUCCCUCCGGCCUGCUGGGCCCCACAGAGAAGGUCCCUGGAGAGUCCCAGGGCCCUGCUGGUGGCUUACAGCCCAACAUAGCUGUCAUGAACAGGUUGCCACCUGCUUUCCACACUGACAUAAAGCAGCAGUUACAGCAGCAGCAAGUACAGCAGUUACAACAGGUUCACCAGCAGCAACAACAUAAUCAGGUACAGCAGCUCCAACAGGUUCAUCAGCAGCAACAGCUACAACAUCAGUUACAGCAGCAACUCCAACAGCAACACUCCUGGAACCAGCACCAGCUGGGGCACAUGCAGCACCUGCCUGAGGGAACCAACCCCAGCAAGAACCCCAGGAGAGAAAUCCCCUCUGGGCCUGUCUUCCCUGCCAAGACCCUCAACUAUCCCCACGUGCUGCUGGCCUCACAGCCACAAGCCUUCUACCUUAAACACCCAUCAGACAAGACAACCCCCUCGCCCACUGUAACCGGCCCACCGGGUGGCACCAUGCCCAGCUCCACCAACGGGUGCUACCUGCAGGCUCCAUGGGGCAGUGUCCUACAAGCAGGCAAUAGUGAUGGUCUUGGCCCUCUGGAUUUGGCCUUCCAGGGGGGCCCGUCAGGGGCCUCCAUAGACUGCAGCACACCAGGAUCACAGUACCGACCAGGAGCCAGACCCGGGUUCCCAGGUUCGGGUCAGACCAAGCUGAUUAAGCAGAACGUGUCUGAUUACCUGUCUGGGGAUUUCCAGGCAUUCCAGCAUAACCCAGGUGCCAUGGGGAAGAUGCACAGGCCCCCCAUGGGUAGAGCUCUAGCCCAGGGCCCAGAGCUAGGCAACGAUAGAAAUAUCCCCGCUCAUCACCCAGGCUAUAGAUAGCAGUCUUCACCUCACCAGUUGUGUGUCAUGGUUGGUGAAUGAUUCAAGAUUAUUAGAUAGAUGGCAGUCUUCACCUCACCAGUUGUGUGUCAUGGUUGGUGAAUGAUUCAAGAUUAUAAUCAGGUGUCCACAUGUUGUAGAGUUCUUGCAAGUGAUCAAUUGACUGUUCUCCCUAGUCGGUUGCUCCUGCUCUCAAUGUUUAAUCGCUGACUUAUGUGUUUUAAAAGUAGGUCCUUAGCCCUUAAAGGUAUCUGUUAAACCUUAGUGCCAGAUUAAGGGUUUUUGAUUGUAAUUCUAAUGAUGAAGAAUACUUACUCAUACAUUUACAUCAUUACAUUUAAGUCAUUUAGCAGACGCUCUUAUCCAGAGCGACUUACAAAUUGGUGCAUACACCUUAUGACAACCAGUGGAACAGCCACUUGCAUCUAAAU